UUCAUAUUUAUGCAGUAAGACAUAGAUAACCUUACUCAAUUCUGCCAUAGAUUAUAGAAAGAAAGCCGUCAAUGUCAAAAUUGACGUCCAAUGAAAUCCGACCGCGCAAAUUACGGAUUUCGUAUCGAUUUUCACUGCCGUAAAUAUUAAAACUUGACCUGUUACAGCAUUCCAAGUUCCUUUACUACCCUCGUCUCAAUGUCAACACAAUCGAAAACAAAAGCCAUGCCUCUAUUAGACUUGAAAAUGUACGUGCGAGUAGUGGCGGCAGUGUUCUCUAUUUCGUCUUCGACCGCGUUUGUGAUGGCUCUGCUUCGUUUAUUGAAGCCGGAAUUAUUCUAUUUGGAGCCAUUAUUCAGUAGCGAUUUGGGAGUUCACUAUUUCAUCUCCGGUCUAAUGAUCGUGACCAGCGCCAUAGGCUUCCUGAACAGCUGUAUUGUCAUGAACCGGAGCACAGCCCUGAAUACCGGUCGGAACAUUACAACAUGGUUGCUGCUUGAUUCACUGUUUGAGACUAGCCGGGUGGUGUAUGUUUUUGUGUCCGAGGUGGUGCUGAAAGGGAAGGGCCCGAUACAGUUGUAUGAUUUGCUGAUCAGCGCUGCACAAUAUUUGUUGGAUAGCUUCCUCUACUGCCAAAUGAUACUCAGACACUAGUACACGUGGAAAACUCGUAGUUUUAAAUUAUUAAAUAUAUAGCACUAUAUAGAUCCAAGAUUUAUAGCAUUUAGUGAAAAUCUUCCAAAGAAUAUUCUAGGCUAUACAUAGUUUAUUAUUUUCUCAAAAUUAUGAUCUUGAUAAUGUAAAAUAUGUAUUUUUCUAGAAGGAAAGAUACUUACUUGAUAUUUAAGGAAAGUUGUGGUUGAGAAAUUUGAUUUGUGAGCCAUUGAAAAGACAUGUCAAAAAAGUUUGUUUAUACAGUAAGACCAAACUUUGCAUGGCAUUUGCAAAAAACAAGUGUGGCAAUGUCAUCAUUGAUGUCAGAUUUAUAUUGAAAUAUGACAUUUGUGACACUCUCACACUUUGUUCUGCUGUUCAAUUAUUUUUUUAUACAGGAUGCUUUUGUUACCACUGCUGAUUAAACUGAGGGGUGAAUAUGUAGGUCAAUCGCGAAAAAAAUCAGCUGAUAGAAAACAUUGAUUCUGAUUCACCGAAAUGUAUGAGACGGCAGAUUUUUAUCCGCCAUUUCGGGGUUGUUAUAGUAAAAGUUGUUCAGUAUGACCAAAGAUAUAUAUAAGUCCGUAUAAGAUAAAUAAAGUCUAAGAAAAAAACGUGCCUCGAAAAAUCGAGAAAAAAAUAUGCACGAAUAGAUAGACCUUUGGCCUAUACUCAAGUAGAUGGCGACACCGUUUGAUAUAUAACACAUAUCAGCGAAAGAACAUGGGUCAAAUAUGCCAUUCUAAGUGUUUUAGUCCUGAGGCGAAAGAUGGCAGUAAAGGGUCUAGCAGGCUAAGCGAACAAGAAGUGCCCCCAACGACGGAUUUUGUCGAUAUUUCUGGUAGUGUACUGUUAGAUCCUAAGGACCCUCCAUGCUUAACAUCAGACCUCGAUUCUCUUUUGUUUGCGAGUUAUUCAGGAUAACGUAAAAUAAUUAGGGUAUCAUUAAGUAUUAAGUAUUAAGGGGUAGUAUUAAGUAGUCACUGGCAUUAUAUGUACAGAUAGAAGUACAUGAACGAUGACGUGUCAGCUUUAAUAACAUCUGACACAUAAUAUUAUCUGCAUUUGUUUUUUGCAUUUUGUAGUGGAAAAUGGAAAACAUUAAAUGCAAGUCUUGUAAAAAAACAUUAAAAAAUAUCCGUGGGAAACAAAAAUGCAUAGAAACAGAGCAAGAGGCUGAUUUAUAUAGCAAAUGCAGUAAUAUAUUAAUUUGCAUAAAUUAUUUAUUGUGUGGUAAGUGUCGACUUUUAGUGUAUAAACAUAAAGCAGUAGGUUGCAAACGCAGAGCCAGCAUCGCCAAUUGUAUUUUAAGUGUAAGUCUCUGGACUUUUAUAGUGCUACCUGCAGUGUGCUACUAUUAAUUAUUGUAACAAAAAAGUCUUAGUCCAAUUAGUUAUUAUUUUUGUUUGUUUUGUAUAACUUGCGAUGCUCACUGAUUUACUUUUGAUUUAGUAUAUAUUCUCAUUAAGUGAAAUGUAAAAUUUCUUUUGAGAAAUAAAGUUCUUUAAACAAUUGUUGUGCAUGUACUCGCAGAAGUUGAUGCUACUGCUUUAUGUUUAUACACUAAAAGCCGACACUUACCACACAAUAAAUCAUUUAUGCAAAUUAACAUAUUAGUGCAUUUGCUAUAUAAAUCAGCCUCUUGCUCUGUUUCUAUGCAUUUUUGUUUCCCACGUAUAUUUUUUAAUGUUUUUUUACAAGACUUGCACUUAAUGUUUUCCAUUUUCCACUACAAAAUGCAAAAAACAAAUGCAGAUAAUAUUAUGUGUCAGAUGUUAUCAAAGCUGACACGUCAUCGUUGAUGUACUUCUAUCUGUACAUAUAAUGCCAGUGACUACUUAUUGGAGAAUCGUUUUUUUUUGACAUGAAGCACAAACAUUUGUGCAAAUAUUUUUAUAUGUGUAUGUAGUGGGAAUUAGUGGCUACUUAUGCAUUUUUUUUUGGAGGUGUACCUCCGCGAAAAGUAAAAAAAAAAUGGAAGGAAAAAAAUAUUUUUAUUUUUUGCAAUGAAGUUUAAGGACAGGAUGCUGGUAAAAAAUAUGCAUUUUGUAGUUUUUUUUAUUGUUAUCAAAUAUAAUUUUGUUUGGUUCACGUAACUUGAAUCGUUUAUAAAAUAUGACACUUUCAAUGAUACCCUAAUUAUUUUACGUUAUCCUGAAUAACUCGCAAACAAAAGAGAAUCGAGGUCUGAUGUUAAGCAUGGAGGGUCCUUAGGACCUAAUAGUACACUACCAGAAAUAUCGACAAAAUCCGUCGUUGGGGGCACUUCUUGUUCGCUUAGCCUGCUAGACCCUUUAGUAGACUACAAAAUUUACUUUGACAAUACGCCUUUAUACUAAAUUCCCUUUGGUAUGCCUACAUAUUCACAAAAGCAUCCUGUAGAUACCAGGAUUUGAGAAUUUCUGUGUUGUGUACCUGUAUAAGGGAUUUGCCACACUGGAUGCGUUCUGCGGUCUGCGGUCAUGUUACAUAAAUUUCAAUUUACUGACCUGACCGCAGACUGCAGAACGUAUCCAGUGUGGCAAAUCCUUUAGGCUGCUUCUCCAAUGAGGCGGAAAUGAUAGACGUGCGCAAAAUCAACCAAUAGCAUUGAUUGUAACCAAGCAGAGCAGAGAAUCUUUCUUCUCCGCAUCAGUGGAAAGUCAGCCUUAUUGUGUCGUAAUGAUAUAUAAUCAAAUUUCCUGUAUUGCUUUAAUUUUGAGCUUAUUAUGGUCAAUAUUGAGAUUAAUUUAGAGGUGCUGUGAUUUUGAACAUAUUGAAAGCAGGGUUUGAGAGCAAAUUUGUGUUUACUAUGGCUUCGCGAUGCUAUUUUAACUAAAUACGUGAUAAGUAAAACGAAAAAACUUCUAGGUACUAGUAUAGGUACAGUCAGCCAAGAAAGUGGUUUACCACUUUUCGACUCUAUUACUUGACAAAUAGAGUCGAAAAGUGGUAAACCACUCUCUUGGCUGACUGUACCACUCCUUUGCGUCGCGCAGUUGAGUCAGUAACUUACGCCUGUCCACACCGGAUGCGUGUGUGUAGACGUGCGCGAGUAAUGUCGUAUAAUCCUUAUAAGUUAGAGGCAUGGCACACUGCAUCCGAUUCUCACGUCGCUCCGAAGUUUGAGCGAGACAACGCUAUGCGCGUAUUAGAGCGACAUCCCGCUCGCACGUUGGAGCGACUUGCGAAUCGGAUGCAGUGUGCCAUCCCUCGUAAGGUACACCGCUUGCGUGACGUGUGCGUACACGGCUCCAACAUUCUAGCGCACACGCACAUGCACUUCUUCGCACACGCAGCCUGUAUGUUCUCGCGAUUUAUUGAUUUCUUUCGAAUAAAGGCACUGAAUGUAAAAUUGUCCAUAUAUAUCACUCAGCGGGGCAGCCGGCCGCGGCCUAGCCAGACAAUCGCUAUCGCUUCGACAACGAAACGCUUUGUCUCUCUAUCACUCUUCCAUAUUAGUGCGACAGUGACAGUUGCGUUUCGAUCGCUACGGAGCGUAAACGAUUUGCACGUUGGCUACGCGGCCAGGAAAGACAAUUUAAACAGGACUGAUUCUGAGAACAUACUGAAUCUGAUUAUAAACGAGGCCUGCGCACACCGGAUGUGCGCGCUGUAGUAUACAGAUAUUUAUGAGAGAUGGCACACUGCUUGCGUGAAGAGUGCGUGCAUGGCUCUAACAAUUUGGCAACACGCAGCCGUGCUCUGGGCUUUAAUCAUAUUGUAUUGGUAACUUUAGUAUGUUUUUUAUUAAUAUAAUAAUGUAAGUAUAAAUUUUAUGAGCUAGGCGCAGAAAAGGAGCGUCCAAAUAUGAUAUCUUAGUGUAAGGUCUGAGUGGAUGCUCGAGUUGGGCGUGCGGCGUGCAUGUUAAAAAUGCAAACGUAUAGGAGCGGCCUUAGUGCACGCUGCUCACAUCACUUUUGUGAGCCCGACGCCACGCUGCACGCCCCGCCGAACGCUCCGCUUCGAGCGUCCACACAGGCCUUACACUCAUUAUGUUUUAUUUUUUAACAAAAAUAUAGCCAAUACUCAUAAUUGUAAGCCUGAAAAAAAAACAAAACAUUCCAAGUGUAGAUAAAUUCAUUUGUAGAUUAUUUUAGAAUUUGAUUGCCUGGAUAUAAGAGUAAAUAUCACAAUUUAAAAAAAACCUUUUAUGUAAAAUAUCUUAUAAUGCUUAAAACUUUUACGCUAUCAUCUAUUUUUUCAUAGAGAACUUAGCAAAAAGAUGUAUACCUACUAUGAGUAUUAUUGUACUAGUUAUAUAAGUAACUGAUGUAGUGAGAGUGAGAUCGACUGUUGAAUUUUAUCCACUACAUAAAGUAAAUCUGUGUAAUAAGGAAUAUUACGCAAAACUCUGCGUAGGGGGCGCCACUACCACAAUCCAUCACAGUCUCGGGGCCAAACAAACCGCCAUAUUUUAUUAUCUGUGAAAACUGGUCAAAAAAACAGUUUAAGGCACAGUAUAAGUUACUCUAUGGUUAGAUAGGUGCUAGUGCUGCACUCUGGCGGCAGAACAUUGCAGUAAUACUCCCUAUUGCAACUAAGAGCCCCUAAAGCUACAGUUGUCGAGGGAGUUAGGAGUCCCCGGCAUGUUUGGCCGAAUUUCACCUUCCUUCAAACGGAGUUUCGUUCUCACUCUAAAACUACGUGUUGGAUUGUAAUGAAACUUUGCACAUACAAUGACAUGAGGUAUAUCUAGCAGGGAUCGGAACCGGUUUUUAGCAAAAACAUCGAAAUAACCAUAUAUUUCGGUUUAUUUUAUACUCUAAAUGUAGGACUUAGUUGUGUUUUCAGAUAACGACUUCGUAUUAUUAGACUGCCUAAUUAGAAAUGAAGUAAUUAACAAAGAACGAAAAAAUACCGUUUCCGUUCCCAUACAAAAAAUACCGGUUUCCGAUCCCUGAUAUCUAGUCCUGUGAUUAGUUUAUAUAGCUUCAGUUUAUAAAACAAAUUUGAACAAAAAAAAGUUUUGUAUGAAAAACUUAAUUCGCUGUAUUUUUUAACUAUGGUAUCUGAAGCUACAUAAACUAAUUACAGCCUAUACCUUAUCCUGUUGUAAGUACAAAUUUUCAGAGCAAUCUAGCUAGUCGUUCUAAAUGAGAGCGUAACUACGUUUGUAUGGAGAACGGAGCUAGCUGGGGACCCUUAAGCCUUAUUGUUAAGAGUAGCCAAUUGCUGUGUAGUGGGCAAUAACUAUAGCAGUCACCUUAUGCCUGGUGGUUAAAUGGCGGCAACGCUCUUACAACCGCUCUGUUGCAGGUGUCCAAAGGCGAUGGUAACUGCUUAACAUUAGGCAAUUUGUCUGUUCGUUUGCCUUGGACAUCAAUAAAAUCAGAGGGCUUACCGCGAACCAUGUUCGAUGUGUUGUCCCGGUCACACUUACGUACGAAUUUACAAGUGCGACAGAGAGGCAACACGUCGAACGUGGUUCGCGGGCCCUGUGAUGGGUGCAGCGCAUCCACAAUGGAUAUAGAUCGUGUCAUUCACGAAGACGCGUGCCUUAACUCGUAACGUCAUGUUAUUAAAGGUUAGAUUUGACAAAUCUGCGCGUCACCGUGGAUGACACGAAUAUGCACCCCACUUUUAUAUCUAGAAGUAGGCGCAUUUGUUCCGUACUUGAAAAUGCAAUAACUGGGUGUCUAGCCAAGAUGCCAAUCGUAGCGAACGAUACGCUAUAAUGUUGUUCCGUCGCAUUAAUAUGGAAUAGUGAUAGAGAGAGAUUACCGUUUCGUUCGGUACGGCGCAAACGAUUGGCAUCUUGGCUAGGCCCUGUGAUCUAAUACAUUCAACAAUUUUAAAGGUGCAUUUACUUCAAAGUCAUAGACAGAGUUGGUUUCAUUUUUACUUUAAUUUUCCCCAAAGUAGACGACAUAGGUGCAUCAAAAAUUUGGCCGUUAUAAUCAGGACUAAAGAAGGUAUUAAUCUCGAGCCCUUUUCAUAAACAGAUGAGACUUGUUAUUUCUUCCCACCGAUAUCACAAAGUUUAAUUAUUCGUCAUACAAUCUUAUAAAUCUUGUCAAAAUUCUAGUCAAAAUUGUUUGGUGCUCUAGAUUCAGUGUCCAUUCGAUUGUUAAAUUGUUUUAAGCGUGUCCUAAUUGCCUGUACAUUUGUAACGGCGAAGGCAGGUUGUUACUGAGAAACAAUAAACGUUAUAGAUCUUA
Messenger RNA from Cydia pomonella (codling moth), 6794 nucleotides. RefSeq lists its product as uncharacterized. The record is from RefSeq and is a predicted model, not a curated record. The transcript is spliced from 4 exons. NCBI's taxonomy places the organism in Eukaryota, Metazoa, Arthropoda, Insecta, Lepidoptera, Tortricidae. The coding region runs from base 199 to 654 and encodes 151 amino acids.